Mucor mucedo is the source of this 465-nucleotide messenger RNA. Its product is annotated as uracil-DNA glycosylase-like protein. The record is from RefSeq and is a predicted model, not a curated record. Gene Ontology annotation, molecular function: mismatch base pair DNA N-glycosylase activity. NCBI's taxonomy places the organism in Eukaryota, Fungi, Mucoromycota, Mucoromycetes, Mucorales, Mucoraceae. Gene Ontology annotation, biological process: base-excision repair, AP site formation. Bases 1 to 465 code for a protein of 154 amino acids. The transcript is spliced from 2 exons.
AUGAACAUUCCCGCCAAUUGUAAUAUUUUAUUUGUAGGAAUUAAUCCAAGUGCUGCUAACCCUCAAGCCGAUUAUUUCGAAACACCAAACAAUCAAUUUUAUCGAUUGAUUAACGAGAGUGCAGUUACCGGUGAGAUUCAAGUGAACAGAGCUUCCGAGCUUCGCUUGAUCAAUGCAGGUGUGAUGAACUUUGUGGACAGAGCCACCCAAAUGGAAAAAGAAAUUAAUAAUGAUGAAAUGGCUGCUGGAAAAUAUCGUUUGCAAAUUGCAGUACAAAAGUUUCAUCCAAGGGUCAUUUGUUUUGUGGGUACAAAAUGUUGUAAAUAUACUUUGUACGUUCCCCGUACAAACAACAAUGUCAACUUUGGUCUGCAGCCCAGAAACUUUGAGGGUGUACCUGUCUUUUGCGUGCCUCAUGGCAGCAACAAAGGCAUAAAUUUGACUUUCAAUGAUAAAUUAAUGUAA